Bactrocera oleae (olive fruit fly) is the source of this 7111-nucleotide messenger RNA. RefSeq lists its product as uncharacterized. NCBI's taxonomy places the organism in Eukaryota, Metazoa, Arthropoda, Insecta, Diptera, Tephritidae. The record is from RefSeq and is a predicted model, not a curated record.
CUGUUAUUUUUUUUUAAGAUAUACAGGAUUGUUGUCUAAUUAUUACUUAGUUUUAAAUUAUGUACUUAGUUUUUUUGGAAAGCAUUUUCAAAAAGUGGCAGCAUAUGUUCAGCGAACUUGGUUCCCUACAAUUUUCGCGUGUCUCCUUGUCCCUUGACGUAUGCUCUCGUUGGCUAUCACACACAUAAAUUUUUCAGUUUAGUCUGAUUUUAGUUGUGCGUGUUUCUUGUUGUGUUACUAUUUGAUGAUCCUGAUUUUGCUUGUGAACUGUUAUUAUUUUAUAAAAAAUGCGUUCAAAUAUUAUAUAUUUCAAUUACAGAAAUAAAAGCAGUCAAUUUAAAAAUUAUUUUACGUAAAAAAAUAAAUUAUAUUCAUAUAACUGUUGUAUACAAAUUAAAGCAUAUUGAAUAACUAUAUACUUUAUAUAUACAUAUAUAUGUCAAUAUACUGUAAGUGAAUUAGCAAAAUAAGUGCAAUUCGCAGUGAUGCAAUGAAAAUAUAUGAAAAAGUCAACUGAAAAUUUAAUAUGACGUGUAGAAAUGUGCUUUAUAUCUGUGCUUUUCCAUAAUGCACUAUGGAAAUGUUAUACUUCUGUGAUCCGCCGAAGACAAUCUUUCGGAUAGUAAUAUAAUAUAUUAUACUCUUUGUUUAUAAGCGUAGUGCGUCUUCAGCAGUCUAUAGAAUUUGAAUAUAGAACACGCUAAACAGUAGUACUCAAAUCUAAUGUAGAUAUAUUUACAUAUGUAAGUCAAUUAUAAUCGAGUAAUCAAAUCGAUCAGACAAGAUAAAAGAAAAUUUAAUUCUAAAGUUCUAUUCGUGUUAAAAUGUGUUUAGGUACUAACAAUAAUUUGUACUACUCUAAACACCUAGUUGGAAAAUAACGGGAUGCUUGAUGGCAGAAAAGCAUUUUUUUAAUUAACACAUAAAGUAUUACGCAUAUGUAUAAACGAAAAUAUAACUAAUUAUCCUUCUGAGCUGUGCGUUGCAUAUGGGGAUACAUAUUUUUAAUUUAUUAAUAUACAAGUAAUAAUAUUAGUUUGUCACAAUAAACAUGUUAGAUAUUGAUUCCCUAUUAUAUACUUUUGAUAUUCUAAAGUGAUUAUAAUGGUUUAUAGCAUAGACAUAGUUUAUUGUGCAGUGAUCGGUGUGGUCGAACAUGUCCUUAAUAAAAACCAACGAAAAUUAUAUUUGCACUAAAACUUAUCUUGGAAGUGGUAUUAAAUGUAUACAUAUGAUGCCCUUUUAUCAUGUUCACAAAAAAAGUUUAAACAUAUUUAUUAUUUAAUUUAAAUUGAACUCAAUCUUUUUAUGAAGAUAAAUACAAUAAUAAAAAGCCGUAACUUUCUUUCAGUGAAAACACUCACUUACUUGUUUUGAUAUAUUUGUAUAUCAUCUCUUUCUUUUUCACAUCCAUUUAACGUCUAACAAACAAAAGUAGUGAAAAUCUUGAGAGUACAUAAGAUAUUUUUUGCAACUACAUAUGUACAUACAUAUACAACUUUAUGCAGACUUAUGUUUUUUUUAAAUUUUCAAGAUUUUAAAAGCUUUAAGAUUUUUUCCAUAAUAUAAUAGCGUCCGCUCCUUGCUUGGUAUCGGUUAAAUUUUCGUCAGUAUCAUUUAAUUUGUUUUAUGCACACAUGUGUGAAUUGAACAAUCAUUGGAGAAUAACAUUUAAACUUUAUCUGCUUAAGGAAUCAAAACUAUUUAUUUUUCAAAGAUCAAAUCUUGACAAUUUUGGUAUCAUGAUUCUCUUCCACACCGAUAUUGAGUUAUUCAUUUGAAUUUACUCGUUAUAUUAUAUGUGUACCAUGAAUAUAAAUUUAGUGUACUACAUUAAAUUAAAAACGGUUUGUUUGAUGCUUUAAAUAGAGUUCGUUUUUACAGUAAAAACAUAUAUAUCUAAAUAAGUAGUGACGAUAAGUUAAAAAGAAUAGCAAACUGGACUUUCUCUCUCUUGCACCGUAGCUCAAAUACAUAUAAAUGACUGCAUUUGCUCUAGUGAAAUAUUUAAAGUACUGCUUUAAGUUAGUAAAAUCACCUUAAUUGUAAAUACGGUACGUGAAAAUAUUAUAAAAUGUAUGCUGCAGCUGGUGGCGCUUCGCUGGCUUCACGCCAGGCACGUCAACGGCAGCGUCAACAGAAGAAAACUCAGCAAUUGCAAGCAAAACUACAUCCACCGAAAUUGUCAACGUUAUCAACUAGUGAACAUGGCGCUUCAACACCAACGCGUACCCAAUCACGUCAGUUCCACCAGCUGCCGACCAACUAUCUGCGCACGCCACAAACACAGAGUAGGAAAUUAAGUGCGAGCUAUACAACACAAUCGAAGCUUCUACUGCCUAUCGAAGAAGGUGAUAAUCAGUCGGUGCUACAAAUGCGCGUACAGUAUGUACAUACUCAAAUGCACCAUUCUCAUAGCCAUGCUCAUCCUAUUCAAGCACAUCCACAUCCUCACUAUCAGUUCGCGCAGCAGCAGCAUCAUUCGCAUGGAAACAUUUUCCCGAAGUUGGUUCACCGGCAUUCAGGUAGUGGUGCUUGUAGCUUUUAUCAGACAAAGCUCCCAAAGUCUGCUACAGCGACACUCCCACUCGUCUCACAAAUGGAAGCUACGCCACCUACGACACCAUCGGCUGCGGCCGAAGGUACAAUUACCACCUCAGCAAAGGUGGGUACGUUAUCCGUAGAUAAUACUUGCAUUAAUAUAUCUCACCAUGAUGCAAUCAUUGUGACACCGGCCACACCGAUGGCUUCGCCAGGGCACGUAGGUAAACCUGAACAUCAACAACCCAAAACACUGACCAAAUCGGUUAGUAAGAUUGAAAGUAAUAAUAUAUUAGGAGUAAUCAUUAACGAUGAUGAGCACAUGAAAGAACCACCCACUGCUCCAUUAGAACGCAAAUGCAGUGUAUAUCGCAUGCGACGAAAUGAUCCGUAUGAAUAUCAGGACACAAACUUAAUUGGCGGUGUGGGCAGCAGCGUUAGGCGGCAGCUGAAGGAUCUGCAGUUUAAUCAACAACAACAAUACGAACCAUUGAUUAGCAACGAGUCGCAUCUUUGUUAUAAGGGGCUGACGAAUACGCGUAAAUGGCAAGUGUGUGCCUACUGUGAGGAGGGGAUUUGCGUCUGUGAACAUAUCGAGUGUACACGAGGUCGUGCUGCGUGGCUGGAACGAGGGCGACGUUGCAGCGUUCAAGAAGCGCAACAACAGGCGGCCUGCCAUCGCCGUUGGGUGAAACGUAAUCGAGUUCAAGAUUCAUCACUAGGCGGCUCUUCUGACGAUGAAGAUCUCUUGGGUGUAUUACGAGGUCCUAGCACAUUUGCCAAUACAUUUCUCUAUGUGGGUCUUGGGACAAUAGCUUUGGGUUUGGUAAUAGCAUUUGUAGGUACAGGUGAAAAAGGAUUUAAAACAGUAGAACUGAGACUCAUUGGACCAUCAUUAAUAGGACUAGGAUUCGUUUGUUGUAUGCUGCGAAUACUAUUUUGUAUAUGCCCUUCUCACUGCAUUUCAACAAAUAAAAAAACUUUUAAGAAAGAUUGCAACAAAAUUGAUGCCGAUUAUACUACAUCAUUACUCCGUGGAGAAAGCAAACGUGUUUCAAUAGCCCGACGACCGACAUUACAGCCAAAAUACCCACUUGCACACAAACGUGGCAGUAAUAAAAUAAUCAAUGAAGGAAUGGAAGCACUGAGACAAAUCGCGACUACAUCACUUUUUAUGCAGAAUGAACAGAAGGCAUCAUUAAAUAGGAUAGUUCCAAUAAUCAAAGAGCCAGAAAAUUUAAGAGAGUCCACUCCAAAAAAAUCUGAGUUUUUAAGAGGGGAUGAAGUAGAGCACUUGAGCCGCAGAGAAAAUACCGACUCAAACAACAAAGUCAAUGGCAACGACGGGAAUAUUUCCGGUGCAGAAAGUAUGAUACAUGUAACUGCCAUCAAUACAAACACAACCUCAACUGAACAAUUUACAAAUGUAUCUUCAAAAAAAGCUCCAGGCCAAGACUCAAUUGAAAUGCCAGAAGUGUCAUUAGAUCAGCAAUUACCUUCAUUUUCAAUAAUGCUAACUCCAGAACCUAUAAGCUCGAAUUCCAUUAGCAAAUUGUCACGACAACGUAUCGCACUGAACAAUAAAUUGAUAUCGGAAGUACAACCACACGCUCCCAUUGCCCCAAAUUAUACUAAGGAUGCCAACUUUCUAAUGGAAACUUCUUUGUCGAUCAAACCAACAACAGCAGCUAGGGAAUUAACACCAGCUCUAAUACAUGGCACUAGCUCUUCUACUUCGAAUAACACAUACAAUUAUUCUGGAUUUACGGAUAAUGCUAGUACAGUAGGAGUACAUAACACAUCUACAUCGGCUACAACAACACUAAUGUCUGCAUCAAUGGGGUCUGAACAGAAACUCAAACAGGACAAUAUACAUUCUAAUAUCGAAACAGGCAGGAACACUGAGUCAAACGUUUCCACAAUUAUCUCACCAUGUGCAUUAGUUUCAAAUAAUAAUUCAUCUGUUUCCAAUACUCCUAUAACUACAAAUAUGUGCUCAAGGGCACAGUCGGUUUUUCUUCCAGGACAAAUUGAAGAUAAUACCACAACUAUUGCGAAGCCAGUAGUGAAUCAACCCGAGCCCAAAAAUUUGCAUUUAUCCACAUCGGGUUUUUCGAAAGCUAGUUUUAUAUUUCCUUCUCCUCUGUUAUCAUCAUCAGAUAGUGAAUCAGAUGACCCGUCUGCUUUAUCACCCUCACAGGUUACAGUAAUACAAAAAACUUGGACAAGACCAGAUCAAUUACUUGACAGUACUUCUACAAACGCAAUCAUAUCGCAUGAUAAUAAAUAUGUUACGCAACAAAAUAAUCCAUUAAGUAUAUUUGAACCGGAGCUAUUACUCAGUCCAGCUAAGCUUGGCCAGUAGACAUCACAUUGUACGGUCCAUCGAUGUAAGCUUGCUUCACUUAAAGCUGACUUUGUAUAUUGUACUUACAUACUUACCUUUGCACAUCUUUAUUGUGCAAUUAAAAAUUAUUGUUAGCUUUUAAAAUAUAAAUAUAUUUGAUAGCUAAAUCCCAAUUUUUCUUUAAAGUGCACUAUAGAUUAAUAUCAGUAAGUAGUUUUUAUUAAAAUGUCUAAUUCAUAAACAAAGUCAUCAUUUGUACAAUAUUCAAAUGCAAAGUGUGAAUAAAUGAAAUACAAAUACAUAUACGAGUACAUAUAUCUGCACAUACAUUUUAUACAUAAACAAACCGCUUUUAUUAUUUUAUUAUUAAAUCACUUUUCAGUGCUAUACCAAACAGAAUGGUGGCCCAAACAUAUAUUACAAGUAUAUUCAUAACUUGAAAUUCAAAUUUUAGGAUAACAUUAGUGCGAAUUCAAAGUCCCACCAGACAAGUAUCAUUACAUUACAAAGCAAUGUAUAUUGGACGAUAAGCAGUUUGAUCUUCAAAUCGUCGGGACCUGACGGUUUAUUACCGGCUCAACUACAGCAGUCCCAGAACUACAUAAAAGUCUGGUUAGUAACAAUUUUUAAAGGAGCACUGCUAUUAAACUAUGUAUAAUAUAUUAUCUCGUUAUGGAGGAAAGUUAAAGUGAUAUAUAUACCAAUGGCGGGCAAAAGCUCACAUACAAGUCCAAAGGAUUUCACACCAAUUAGUCUUUCCUCCUUCCUCUUAAAAACGUUGGAAAGACUAAUAGAAACAUAAGAGACAAAUUAAACCCAGAAAAACUGAAUAUUUCGCAGCAUGCGUAUUCUAAAAAAAAAUACACAGAAACAGCACUAAGUUCAGUGGUAACACAAAUUGAAAAAUCUCUGAAGAUAAAAGAUUACACCCUCGUGGCUUUCCUAGCCAUUCAAGCUGCUACCAAUAACAGCCAGCUUAAGGCCAUAAUGGGCGUGCUUAAAUGUUUGGACACUUCUGAACCUUGAUUGAAUAGAUGCUCAAGCCACUUCGGUUAGAUGUAAAUUCCCAAAUACCUUCGAUAACCUCACGCAAACAUUAUAAAAUGACAUAAAUCGAUGGGCAGUAUCGUGCGGACUAAAGCUUGUAAGAUAGAGCUAGUAACGUUUACUAAGAAUCGCAGAAGGCCAGAAGUUAUGCCGCCAUUAAUAAAUGAUACCAGGCUAACAAUAGGAGAUAAGGAUGGCGACGUGGGCUAAUUUAAGAUAGGAAGCUUUCAUGGAAACCAAACUUAGGCACUAGCGUAAAAACAGCAGAUACAGCACUUUACACCUGUAAAAGGAUGGUCUGGCUCAAAUGGGGACCAACGCUCCGUGUAACUUAUUGGCUCUACACAGCAGAUGUAAGGCCGGAUAUGACAUACGGUAUAUUGGCCACCAUCAUGGAAAAGAAAUAAGCGGUAAGGCGUAUACAAAGCAUGAAGAGGUCAGCUAGUAUAUGCAUCGGUGGUGAACAUAGGCCAAGUUAUGCACAUAACAUCAUUUUACAUUUACUACCAACAGACUUGUUCUGCAAGCAACUGACCGCGAAGUCAGGUCUUCGACUGAAAAAAUCCUUCCAAUUAGUCGUCUGUAAUAAGGGACAUUCCAAGGAGCGGUUAGGAAGUUCGAAAUACUAUAGGAUUAAAUUUUAAUUUGGUCCCCAAAGUAAUUUCACAUCACUACAAGAUGUGAGACUUCUAUGACUUGAAUCUUAUAUCAUUGUAACACGGUACUGUUCUAAAAUGGUUUUAUGGUUUCCCAAAUAUUCGGUAAGGUAAGCUUAGCCCUAAAUUUUCUUUCAGACCUAAUGCUGCGAUACCUUUUUGACUUAACGGCACUUUCAGUUAUCACUUACUGGGGCACUAAAUUGUAAUGAUAGGUAAGGUAGGUAGAGUGAAUGUCUGAUGACGCAUCUAGCCUUUUAGGAGGUUCAUUGUGAAACCACCGGGACUAAAGUUCCUUCACCCUAUUAACAUAUGUCCUCUCUGACCCACCCCGCGCUUUUGAUGAAGUGAAUCGGUACAAAAAGUUUUAUAUGUGCAACCUCCGUAACGUCGUUAAGGAACCCUUACAAAGCUUUACAUUCGCAUAAAAGAUAUCUUAUAGUCUCUUUUUCUUCUACCUCCUUACAGCUUCUACAACAGUCAUUUCGUGGUUUUUCUUGUCUGCUGACAUGUCCGGCUA